AUGGCGACGAGGCUUCACCGGCGGAGGUGGUGCAGCUUCCGCCGUGACGACGGAGGCGGCUGCGGCGUCAUCCUCGCCUUGCUGACCCGCCGCCUCCGGCAGUCCCGCUGCCUUCCCUCGGUGGUCUCCACCCACGCCAAGAUCCUCAAGUCCGGCCUCACCCUCUACCCCGUCACCUCCAAUCACCUCAUCAACGCCUACCUCCGCUGCGGCGCCACCGCCCACGCCGAGCUCGCCUUCCGCGACAUGGGCGGCGCUGCCAACGUCGUCUCCUGGACCUCCCUCAUCGGCGGCUUCUCCGCCGCCGGCAGACCCGACCGAGCCCUCUCCUUCCUCCGCCUCAUGCCGGCCCACGGCGUCUCCCCCAAUUCCUUCACCCUCGCCACCGCCCUUACCGCCUGUUCCGCUUUGGCCGCCCUCCAUCCAGGCCGCCAGCUCCACGCAAUGGCAGAGCUCUCCGGCCUCAUCUCCGAUCUCGUGGUAUCCACGGCGCUGGUAGGCAUGUACGGGAAGGCCAACUGCGCCGGCGACGCCCGUCGAGUGUUCGACAAAAUGCGCCAGCGGAACGUCGUCUCCUGGGGCGCCAUGCUCGGUGCCUACGCGCAGAGCGCCUGCGCGAACCAGGCCCUCGAGCUCUUCGGGGAGUUCCUCAGGCUCCUCCCCUUCCCCCCCAACCACUUCAUGCUUUCCAGCGUGGUCACCGCCUGCGCCGGCCUUGGCCGGCUGGUCUCCGGGAAGUGCACCCACGCCGCCGUGCUCCGUCGUGGCCACGACGAGAACGACGUCCUCGGCGGCGCGCUGGUGGAUAUGUACGCUAAGUGUGGCUGCUUCGAGUACUCUCACAGAGUGUUCCAGCUUCUGCUGUCACCCGACGUGGUGCCCUUCUCGGCCAUGAUCGCCGCCGCCGCCAAGCACGGCAUGGCGACCACCGCGCUGGCCCUGUUCGACGAAAUGCUGGAGAAGGGGGUGAAACCCAAUGGGGUCACCUUCUUGGGGGUCCUCCACGCCUGCAGCCACGCGGGGCUGGUGGACAGAGGGCUGCAGUACCUCGCCAGCAUGGAAAAAACCCACGGAGUGGCGCCCCGCGUGGCGCACUACACCUGCGUGGUGGACAUGCUAGGCCGCGCGGGGCGGCUCGACGAGGCCGUCGCCAUGGCCGGCGGCGUAGCGGCAGAGGGCGGGGACGCGGCGCUGCUGUGGACCGCGCUGGCGUCCGCCGGCACCACUCACGGGCGCCUGGACGUCGCCGCUAUGGCCGGUGACGUGCUGGGGGGUUCCUUGUGCUCCGGCAGGGAUGUCGUCGGCGGCUUGGUCACCAUGGCGAACGGGUACCGGGCGGCGGGGAGGUGGGAGCUCGCCGCCGACGUGCGGCAAGAGAUGGCGCGGCGGGGCAUCCGCAAGGACCGCGGGUGCAGCUGGGUGGAGGUGAAGGAGGCCGUGGAGGUUUUCUACGCCGGGGAGGUGGCGUCAUGUUGCAGGGGAGGGGAGGUGAUGGAGGUGUUGCAGGAGUUGGAGAAGAGGAUGAAGGGAUAUGAUAGAAACGGGCGGGGACUGGAGAUGGCCGACGGGGAGGAGCCGGCGGCGGCGAGCCUGCACAGCGAGAGGCUGGCUCUGGGGUUCGCUCUGAUCAGCCUCCCUGAGGGGGUCACCAUCAGGGUGAUGAAGAACUUGAGGAUGUGCAAGGACUGUCACGAGGCCUUCAAGAUGAUAUGCGCCCUCGUCGAGAGGAAGAUUGUGGUCAGGGACCUGAACAGGUUCCACCAUUUUAGCGAGGGAUCCUGCUCCUGCGGAGAUUACUGGUGA
Messenger RNA from Spirodela intermedia, 1803 nucleotides. The record is from the annotation of a GenBank genome assembly. NCBI's taxonomy places the organism in Eukaryota, Viridiplantae, Streptophyta, Magnoliopsida, Alismatales, Araceae.